This is a messenger RNA of Eriocheir sinensis (Chinese mitten crab), 6214 nucleotides long. It is a transcript of the gene Ipo9, whose product is annotated as importin-9-like. Gene Ontology annotation, biological process: protein import into nucleus. Bases 36 to 3212 code for a protein of 1058 amino acids. The transcript is spliced from 19 exons. The record is from RefSeq and is a predicted model, not a curated record. Gene Ontology annotation, molecular function: small GTPase binding. Gene Ontology annotation, cellular component: nuclear envelope; cytosol. Lineage: Eukaryota; Metazoa; Arthropoda; Malacostraca; Decapoda; Varunidae.
UCUCGGGGUCUCGGCCAGUGUCCAAUGCCGUGGUGAUGGCGGGCGCGGACGUGAGCGGCGGCCUGCGGGACGCGCUCAUAGACAACCUUAACAACAUCCUCUCACCACAGGCGGAGGUGCGACGGGCGGCGGAGGAACAAAUACAUGUGUUGGAGGUGACGGAAGAGUUUGGCGUGCACCUGGUUGAGCUGACGCUGGACCGCAGUGGUCCGCUCCCCAUCCGGCAGCUGGCCUCCGUCCUCCUGAAGCAGUAUGUGGAGGCUCACUGGUCCACAGAGUCAGACAAGUUCCGUGUUCCCGUGUGUCCAGACCAUGCCAAGGCCAAGAUCCGGGAGCUCUUGCCGCAUGGCCUUCAUGAACCCAUUAGCAAAGUCCGGUCGUCGGUGGCGUACGCAAUCUCUGCCAUCGCACACUGGGACUGGCCUGACCAAUGGUGCGGCCUCUUUGACCUCCUGAUGGCGGCCCUAAAGACAGGUCAGGAGGCGCCGGUCCACGGGGCAAUGCGCGUCCUGACAGAGUUCUCGCGCGACCUCACUGACCAGCACAUCCCUCAGGUUGCACCCGUCAUCCUGCCAGAGAUGUACAGGAUAUUCUGCGAGGAGGAGAAAUACGGCAUCCGCACUCGUGGCCGCGCCGUCGAGAUCUUCAGCACCCUUGCCAACCUGAUCUGCAUGAUGGGGGAGUACAACCGCAGCCUGGCCAAGACCCUGCUGUACCCCACCCUGCCAGCCUUCACCCAAGCGCUCGUCAAGGGUCUCCAGACUCCUGACGGCUUCACCUCAGACUCGGGGCUCAAAAAGGAGAUACUGAGUGCCCUGACGGUGUUGAUGAAGAACGUGCCUAAGCAGAUGGGGCAGUACUUGGGUGAGGUGCUGGGUCCCGUGUGGCAGACCCUCACCACCAGCGCCGAGACCUACGUUAACACAACCGUCAACGCCAGGGAGGACGCAGAUGACCCGGUGGACUCUGACGGCGAGGUCCUAGGCUUCGAGAAUCUUGUGUUCACCAUCUUCGAGUUCGUUCACGCGUUGGUGGAGACAACAAAGCACAAACAGCUGGUGCGGCGCGGCGUGGCGGACCUCGUAUACUACCUGUUGUUAUACAUGCAGAUGACCGAGGACCAGAUUGAGAACUGGACCAACAACCCGGAUGCCUUUGUUGAGGAUGAGGAUGAGGACAGCUUCGCAUACUCCGUCAGAAUCUCCGCCCAAGACCUGCUGCUGGCGUUGUGUCAGGAGCUGGCCGAGGAGUGUGGUCAGGGGCUGGUGGUGGCGGUGGGCAGACACUUGGAACGUGCAGCAGGUCAGAGGGCGGCCGGUGACCCUGCCUGGUGGAAGACACACGAGGCCGUCAUGCUUGCCCUGGGAUCAGUCCGCGACCUCAUACUGGACCAGGUCGCCAAGGGUCACCUCCAGUUUGACCUGACGAACUUCAUUCAGUCGGUGGUGCUGGCGGACCUUGACCCAAACUUCUCUCCGUUCCUGUCCGGGCGAGCGUUGUGGUGCGGCAGUCGGUUCGGCCAGGCGGUGACGGAGGAGAUGCUUGACCGGUUCCUGCAGGCCACCAUCUCGGCCCUCAACCACUCCCCCAGCCCCAUCAUCAGGGUGUCGGGCGUUAGAGCUGUGUGGGGUUUCUGCGACUACCUCAAGGGGAGCGGACGGCCGGGGGCACUCCAGGCAUACCUCCCUUCCAUCCUCGACGGGCUGGUCAACCUAGCAACCCAGGCGUCGUCCGAAGUCCUCUCGCUCAUCCUGGAAACCUGCUGCACUGUUGUUUCGGUCGACGCCAGUUUUACCGCAGCAAACGUCGGCCGGAUUUCUACCCUGUGCCUGGCGGUGUUUAUCAAGGCAAAUAAUGACCCUGUGUUGGUGGCCCUUGUGCAGGAUGUCGUGAGGGAGUUGUGCGCAAGUCCAGCCUGCUCCACGACCCUACAGACCAAGUUCAUCCCUACUCUAGCAUCGAUUCUCAACGCCUCGACGGACAAGUCCAUGGAUUCAGGGCCGUGGGGCUCCCAGGCGGGCGGGGGAGGCGGAAGCACUCACUCAUCCUCGGACCAAGACUCACACUUAGAAUCAAUAACUUAUGUCCCCCCAGGCAUGCAGGCGGUGGCCCUGGACAUGCUGGAGGUGAUGGUGCGCUCCUCCACGCCCCCGCUGGGUGAGCCACUCCUGGGGGUGGCCUUCCCCGCGGUGCUGCAGAGGACGCUCAACACUGACGACAACUCAACGCUGCAGAACGGAGGGGAGUGUCUGAGGGCAUAUGUCUCGGUUGCCCCGGAACAGGUCAUAGCCUACCGUGACGCUGAGGGUCGGUCCGGCCUUCAGUAUGUGGUCCAGGUGGCCACGCAGCUCCUCUCCCCGGCCACCAGCGAGCACACGGCCACCUUCGUCGGCCGCCUCAUCACAGCACUCAUCAGGCGGGCCGGUGACCACCUUGGGGAUAACCUUGACCUUCUCCUCCGAGCCGUCCUAAGCAAGCUACAGGGAGCGGAGAGCUUGUCAGUGGUGCAGAACCUUGUGUUGGUGUACGCCCAGCUGGUGCACUCACAGCUGGAGGGCGUCCUGAACUUCCUGGCGGGCGUUCCGGGGCCGUCAGGACAGUCGGCGCUACACUUUGUCCUGACGCAGUGGUGCUCCAAACAACACCUCUUCUUUGGGGCGUACGAGGGGAAGGUGAGUGCGGUGGCGCUGGCGAAGCUGCUGGAGUAUGGCGUGACCUCCAAUGACGCCAGGCUGCAGGGGAUCAUUGUGCAGGGAGACCAGGUGUUCUCCCCCGAGGCGCGCGUGAGGACCCGGUCUCAGCGCAUAGCCCGGCCUGAGCAGUGGACCCAAGUGCCGGUCUUGGUCAAGAUCUUCAAGCUGCUCAUCAACGAACUCGCCAACGCCAUAGACUCGAAUAUGACCAAGGAUGAUGAUGAGGAGAGCGAGGAUGAGUGCUGGGAGGACGACGAGGAGGAGGGCCACGCCAACGGGGACGGCAGCCUGGCCUCAAUGUUCGCGCCUUCCGCUGCCUUCCCGGGCUACGAUGCUGACACUGUUGAUGAUGAAGAGGACCCUGAUGCUGCCAGCGACCCCCUAUACAUCCUUGACCUUCAGCAGUACCUCACGACCUUCAUCACGACCUUCGCGCAGCACCCGGCCUUCUCUGCCUUUGUGCCACACCUCAACCCACACGAACAAGAGGUCCUUCAGGGCAUCGGUGUCCAGUGCUGAGAGGGCCAAGACAAGUGCCGAGGGAGGGCCAACUCAAGCAAGUGUUCUGGGGCAUUAGGAAUUGAGGUGGCACUGUUUAUUGAGGGGUAUAAGAAGGCGAAGGUAGCACUGUUUGGGGCCUACAGUGGACAGUGCCAACAGAGAGGUGACUCAAGGUAAUGCCAGUGGUGAAUGUGUGUCUGUUUUGAGGCACUAAGGGUUGAGAUGGCACUGUUUUUAAGGGUGUUGAAGAGAGAAAGGUGUCACUGUUUGGGGCAUAGAUUGAACAGUGCCGAUGGAAGGGUGACUCAAGGUAAUGUCAGUGGUGAAAGUGUCUGUUUUGAGGCACUAAGGGUUGAGAUGGCACUGUUUUUCAAGGGUGUUGGUAACCAGAGUCUGCUACCCUUUGCUUGGUUCACUGGAUGUUUUGGGGGGCUGUCGGGGAAGUGGUGUUGGUUACGAGAGCAUUUGGGAAUGUCGGGAAACGGUCAAGUUGGGGACAUGUCAAGUUGGAGACAUUUCAAGUUGAGGACAUGUCAAGUUGGGGACAUUUCAAGUUGGGGACAUGUCAAGUAUGGGAAAUGAUCAAGUUGAGGACAUGUCAAGUUGGGAAAUUAUCAAGUUGGGGACAUUUCAAGUUGGGAAAUGAUCGAGUUGAGGACAUGUCAAGUUGGGGACAUGUCGAAUUGGGGAGUUUGGGAGUUGUCAAGUUGAAGGGUUGAGGACUUUGGGAGUUGUCAAGUCAAGUGUCGGGUCUGGGAGUGAAGUCGCCUGCAUCGUAAGGCAUUCUGUAUACACUCAAAACUGUGAUGAUAAGGGUUAAAAAUAAGGCUCCAGGAGUACUAUUAAGGUCUGUAUGUCUUACCUGCAGGGACUAGCAAGCUUGAGCCAGGCUGAGGUAGGGAGGGGGGCCAAGGGAGGGAGAGACAGACCCCAUAGGAAUCUUUUAGGCUAAUUUAAAUUUGUUGAGAUUUUGGUGUGUUUGGAAAGGAGGUGAAGGGAAGGGAGGUGUGUGGAGGGGAGGAGGAAGAGGAGAGUUGCCAGGAAGAAUGGGUGGUAGGAGGAGAAGUGGAGGGUUGUCAGAAAGAAGAGGAGGAAGAAGUGGAGGGUUGUGAGGAAGAAAGAGGAUUGUAGGAGGAGGAGGAGGAGGAAGUGGAGGGUUGUGAGGAAGGAAGAGGAUGGUAGGAGGAGAGAAAGAGGAAGUGAAAAUGGAUAAACAAAAUCAAGCAAACAAAUGUAAACAAAAACAAACAUAGAAAUCAGUCAACACACACAGCUCCAUUCACUCACAAGUCUGUUCACCUCCUUUCCUUAAUUUCUAGAACAAGCAUCUAACUUCUAUGCCCUCAGACACAAGCCCUCCCCCUCUUGCGUCAUAGUGUGGCAUGGCUGACACUCCCCACCACCUAAGGCAUUUGUGUAACUUGACGACAAAGAACAAAAGACAUAACUUGGGGCUCUCGGUGACAUGGUAUAUUAAGCUCCACCACACCCACCUCAUGUCCACUGUGCCACUACCUGUUAACUUGAAGGGGAGUGUUACAUUGCUUCACUAACUUUUGUAUGCAUUUAAAGGUUCAAUAUUUGUAUACAUUCAGAAACGUUAAUCAUCAAAGUGUAUGCAUAUAAGAGGAACACUUGUUUGCAGUUAUAGAGACGUUAGUGAGAACUCAAGGUGUAUGUAUUAUUUAAAGGUUCACUAUUUGUUUGCGUUGAGAGAGAGCUCAGUGUAUUAUCAUAUAUUCAAAGGGACAUUCAUGUACAUUGGAAGAGAGAGAGAGAGAGGCGCCAAGAUCCUUCCUUCGUAAUCUUCCGUGUGUCGCGUCUCGGUGAAAUAUAUACGUCCACUUGGCGGCUGAUGGGGAUAUACUUCAUCGUAGGGAGAGGACGAGUUUUCGGUGUUGUCGUAGUGGGGUUUGGUUUUCUACGGGCGAGGUGUUCCGAGGGAGGCGUUGAAGCAUUCUCGUUAUUUUCAAAUGUGUUCCGUCACAGCAUAUUGUUGUGAGAUGAGGUGAGGGAGGGAGGCGAGGGGGGGAGGCGAUAGGUUGUGCUUUUCUGUCCAAGGAGGAGGCAAGACAGAGACGGACAGGGCCGCAUACAGUGUUAUAAUAGCUAGUACAGGAAGGCAGCGAUGAUAACAGCCUGGCGUACCCAUUGUAUCAUUAUCACAGACUGGCGUGCCCAUUCUAUUACCCAUGUAAGCCUGGUGUACUCAUUCUGUCAUCCGUCAUAGGCUAGCGCACCCAUCACAUCAUCCAGGCUGACGUUCGUUGUCGCCCUAAUGUAACGCCUCUUCCUGCGACCGAUAUUAUGCUUCUAAUCAUUACCCCAGAGUGCAGCAUCAGCCUGGGGUGCGGCGUGGCAUAGCACUCUCUUGCAUAAUAUAACACCGUAGGCCUCGACACACACACAAGGAGUGGCUGAGUGAGGUGGUGUCAAUGUCAAGUUAUUAGGCCUAUUCUAUGCCCUAAUGUCUUCAGCUAAAACGGUUAGGCAUGGGGCAUUUUUAAGUAGUAUCAUGUGGCGGUUGUUGACAGUCACUGCUAUGCCUAUAACUUCGCCAUUUUUGUCAGCUAGAAAAGUCUGGCAUGGGGCAUUUUUUGUGGUCAUCCUUUUGGCACUGAUGAAAGACCUGAAAGUGAUAUUCAGGCUUCUGGCACAACUUAUAUAUAUACACUGUGCCAAGGCUGCUGUAGAAGUGAGGGUCAUGUCUGAGAGUGCCAGUGGUCAUUUCGAGUGUGCCCAGGGCUUAACGGGGGCUGGUCAGGCUUGGCAGGGCAGGGCAGGGCAGGUUAACCAGUUCUAACACAGCUAGCUUCGAUAUGUAGGCUACUCGUAUCAAGGAAAACAUUUAUCCUGGGACAGUGAGAGAGAGAGAGAGGAGGAACUAAACUGAGCCGCUGUUAGAGUAGAGAGUGUCAAUAACUCUGUUCGUACAUUGUGAGAAGGUAGAAAAGAAAGAGUGACCAGAAUAGAGAUGAGAAGAAAAAGACGUCUAGAAAAGAGAAUAAAUAAAAAGAAAA